UGAGGAGCAGAUGAGAAACUUGUGCUGUGCUCUGAGUUGAUGAAAUAGUGUGUCGAGCUGAAGGAGAAGAUGGAGAACUGUCUGAUGCUGAUGUUUAUAUGGUAAAACUCAUCACCUCUGACAGUGUGAGUGUGAGGUUGGUGAAUGGCAAUAAUCCCUGUGCUGGUCGAGUGGAGGUUUAUAAUGAUGGUCGUUGGGGAACAGUGUGUCAUUAUUACUGGGAUAUUGCUGAUGCUGCAGUGGUGUGUAGAGAGCUGGACUGUGGGACAGCUGUAAAAGCAACAUAUGAUGCUCACUUUGGACAAGGAUCAGGACCAAUUUCAAUGGCUGUUGUAAGAUGUAGUGGAUCAGAGACUGCACUGAAAGACUGCCGUUCGCAGAGCCAGUAUGCACAGAACUGUGAUCAUAAUCAAGAUGCUGGUGUCGUCUGUUCAGAAAUCGGACUUCGACUUGUGGAUGGGUCUCACCUGUGCUCUGGUAGAGUGGAGGUGAUUCAUGGGAACACAUGGGUUUCAGUGUGUGAUGCUGUCUUUGACCAGCAGGAUGCAGAGGUUGUGUGUAGAGAGCUGGACUGUGGGGCUCCUGUACAGGUGCUGGGAGCAGCUGCUUUUGACAAAGGAGACGCUCAGAUGUGGACACGAGAGAUUCAGUGCAGAGGAAAUGCAUCUCAGAUACACGACUGUCCACGAUCAUCUUCACAGAUACAGAGCUGUUCCCAUGACAAUGAUGUGGGAGUGAUCUGUUCUGGUUACACUGAUCUCAGGCUGGUAAAUGGUUCUGACAUCUGUUCUGGUCGAGUUGAACAUCAGUACUUCAGUAAAUGGGGCACAGUGUGUGAUGCAUGCUGGGAUAUGAGAGCUGCCAGUGUCCUCUGUAGACAGCUGAAUUGUGGGAUUGCUGUGUCUGUUGUGGGAUCAGACUGGUUUGGAGAGGGAAGUGAUGAAAUCUGGGCUGAUGUGUUUGAUUGUGACGGGAAUGAAACAAAACUCUCAGAAUGUUCCAUCUCUUCAUGGAGUCGAGCUGAAUGUUCACAUGGACGAGAUGUUGGAGUCAUCUGCUCUGGUUCCUCUCUGGCUCUUCAUGAUGGUCUGGUGCGGUUGUCUGGAGAGAGACAGUGUGAGGGGGAGCUGGAAGUUUUCAUCCAUCAGGUCUGGAGGAGAGUUCUGCUGGACUCCUGGAGUCUCACUGAAUCCUCUGUGGUCUGCAGACAGCUGGGCUGUGGCUCUGUGCUGAACUUCUACGGCUCCUCUUCAUCCAGUCCUGAACACAGUCAUGAGUGUGUGACGGGCUUCCAGUGCUCUGGGAGUGAAGCUCAUCUGGGGAACUGCAGCUCUCCACAAACUCUCAACUGCAGCUCCACACAACGGCUGUCAAUCACCUGCCUUGGUCAUGGGUCCAUCAGGCUGGUGGGUUCUGGGGGAGACUGUGCAGGGAGGCUGGAGGUUUUUCACAGCGGCUCAUGGGGGACAGUGUGUGAUGACUCCUGGGAUAUUAAAGAUGCCCAUGUGGUGUGCAGACAGCUGCAGUGUGGAGUGGCCCUCAGUAACCAGCAGGUACCAGCCUGGUUUGGUCCUGGUUCUGGAUCCAUAUGGCUGGAUGAGGUGGAGUGUGAGGGGAAUGAGACGUCCCUGUGGAGCUGCUCUUCUCCAGGCUGGGGAAAACAUGACUGUCAGCACAAGGAGGAUGUAGGAGUCGUGUGCUCAGAGUUUAAAGAAAUCAGGAUAACUGAGGGCUGUGAAGGGAAUGUGGAGGUUUUCUACAAUGGAUCCUGGGGUAAUGUGUGUUACAACAAGAUGGACAGAGACACAGCGAGUCUGAUCUGUCAAGAGCUGAACUGUGGAAGAUCUGGCAGUGAACCCAUUUAUUCAAUGGGACUGAAGCCUCAUAACUGGCUUGAUAACCUUAAAUGUCGACAACAUGACUCCACUUUAUGGCAGUGUCCAUCUUCACCCUGGGGACUGAAUUACUGUGAUAAUGAAGUGGCCAAAAUCAUCUGCUCGGAGGAUCAGACACGUGAGUCUCCUCAGAGUCUUCCAACAUGUUCUACCUCACCGUCUCCUCAUCAGAGGCAUUGUUCAAAUCAUGUUCCUCUCAGACUGAGUGGAGGGGAGGGCCGGUGCUCUGGGAGGCUGGAGGUGUAUCAUAACGCUGUGUGGGGCUCAGUCUGUGAUGAUCAGUGGGACAUCAGCGAUGCUCAGGUGGUCUGCAGGCAGCUGGGUUGUGGAGCAGCACUGAGGGCUGAUGGGAAUUCAGUCUUUGGUGCUGGUGAAGGUGUUGUGUGGCUGAACAGAGUCGAGUGCAGAGGGAAUGAGAUUCACCUGUGGGACUGUCCUUUCUCCCUGAAAAACCACACUGACUGCUCCCACAAAGAGCACGCUGGACUCACCUGUGCAGGUCACAGCAAAACACUGCGGCAAAUUUCUAUUUUUUUUGAGGGAGUAAUAUUUGUGUAUUUGCAUGAUGUGUUUGUGUGUGUUUUGCCAGAUUUAUCAGUGUCCACUAUUCCUGCCACAACAUCAGCUUCUCCUCCAGUGCGCUCAACAUCAGUCUCUCCUCCACAAACUCCUCCAGCAGCGUCUCUCUCCGUCCCUCCAGAGCUUGUGAUUGUACUGGGAGUUGUGCUCUUACUGCUCUUAGUGCCACUGUUUAUACUGAUUCAGCAGAUCAGAGUGGUGAGGAGAGAGGGAGAUCAGGAAGAGUAUAAUGAUGUGAAGAGCAGCAAUAAAGAUGGGAAAAAAUUAGAAGGAGUUGAUGAGGAGUAUGAUGAUCAUUUGAUGAGUGCGAGUGAAGAUCUGAGAAAUCUGUUAGGUUCCUCUCUGGCUCUUCAUGACGGUCUGGUGCGGUUGUCUGGAGAGAGACAGUGUGAGGGGGAGCUGGAAGUUUUCAUCCAUCAGGUCUGGAGGAGAGUUCUGCUGGACUCCUGGAGUCUCACUGAAUCUUCUGUGGUCUGCAGACAGCUGGGCUGUGGCUCUGUGCUCAACUUCUACGGCUCCUCUUCAUCCAGUCCUGAACACAGUCAUGAGUGUGUGACGGGCUUCCAGUGCUCUGGGAGUGAAGCUCAUCUGGGGAACUGCAGCUCUCCACGAACUCUCAACUGCAGCUCCACACAACAGCUGUCAAUCACCUGCCUUGGUCGCGGGUCCAUCAGGCUGGUGGGUUCUGGGGGAGACUGUGCAGGGAGGCUGGAGGUUUUUCACAGCGGCUCAUGGGGGACAGUGUGUGAUGACUCCUGGGAUAUUAAAGAUGCUCAUGUGGUGUGCAGACAGCUGCAGUGUGGAGUGGCCCUCAGUAACCAGCAGGUACCAGCCUGGUUUGGUCCUGGUUCUGGAUCCAUAUGGCUGGAUGAGGUGGAGUGUGAGGGGAAUGAGACGUCCCUGUGGAGCUGCUCUUCUCCAGGCUGGGGAAAACAUGACUGUAAUCACAAGGAGGAUGUAGGAGUCGUGUGCUCAGAAUUUAAAGAGUUGAGAUUAACUGAGGGCUGUGAAGGGAAUGUGGAGGUUUUCUACAAUGGAUCCUGGGGUAAUGUGUGCUGGAACCAGAUGGACAGAGACACAGUGAGUCUGAUCUGUCAAGAGCUGAACUGUGGAAGAUCUGGUGUUUUGUCUGAUUCUACAUCAAGAGUGAAAUCAGCUCCUAACUGGCUGGAUAAAGUAACAUGUCGACCACAUGAUUCCACUUUAUGGCAAUGUCCAUCUUCACCCUGGGGACAGAAUGACUGUGGUGAAGAUGAAGUGGCCAAUAUUACUUGCUCAGUGGAGAAAAGUGACGGGUCUCUUCAGAGUCAUCUGACAUGUUCAGCAUCACCUCACCAGAGACAGUGUUCAAAUCAUGUUCCUCUCAGACUGAGUGGAGGGGAGGGCCGGUGCUCUGGGAGGCUGGAGGUGUAUCAUAACGCUGUGUGGGGCUCAGUCUGUGAUGAUCAGUGGGACAUCAGCGAUGCUCAGGUGGUCUGCAGGCAGCUGGGUUGUGGAGCAGCACUGAGGGCUGAUGGGAAUUCAGUCUUUGGUGCUGGUGAAGGUGUUGUGUGGCUGAACAGAGUCGAGUGCAGAGGGAAUGAGCUUCACCUGUGGGACUGUCCUCUCUCCCUGAAAAACCACACUGACUGCUCCCACAAAGAGCACGCUGGACUCACCUGCGCAGAUUUUCCAGAUUUGUCAGUGUCCACUACUCCUGCCACAACAACAUCAGUUUCUCCUCCAGUGCGCUCAACAUCAGUCUCUCCUCCACAAACUCCUCCAGCAGCUUCUCUCUCCGUCCCUCCAGUGCUUGUGAUUGUACUGGGAGUUGUGCUCUUACUGCUCUUAGUGCCACUGCUUAUACUGAUUCAGCAGAACAGAGUGAUGAGGAGAGCUCUCUCUGACUGGUACACAGGACUACACAGGACUCAGUCUGAGACUGAGCCAGCAUAUGAGGAAAUUUAUCACAGACACAAUCAAUUUACUCAUAGAGGGAGUCUCAUCUCUGAAGACACUGAUGAGCUUCUCUCAGAGAGGGUCAAUGAAAUCACACCAAGAUUGUAUGAGGAGAUCUUCACUGGUGGACUGAUACCAGAUCGUGAGACAGAAGACACACCAGAAGGAUAUUAUGAUGUCAUUACUAGUGGACAGAACUAUGUGACUGAAAAAGUGGACACGCCAGAGAAUUAUGAUGAUGUCGUCAUCAAUGGACAGUGCUCUCAAUGUGCAACAGAGGGAGAUCAGGAGGAGUAUGAUGAUGUUUGGAGUAUCACUGAAGAUGUGAAGAACCUGUUAGACUAUGGUGAUGCUGGGGAGGAGUCAAAUGAUGAGGGAGGGGCCGUAUGACUCAAUGGCCACACCUACUGCUUCUGAUUGUUUCAAGUUUUUUUUUUUUUUUGAGUUGCUUUUGAUUCUCUUAAUAUUCUGUAAUAUGCUACUUACAUAUGGCCAUUAACACAAAUCUAGAUUAAUAUAACUACUGUUAACAUUAUAAAUUCUAGUUAACAUAUCAAGGUUAUGGAUCAGAAUUAGGGUUAAGUAUUUCUACGUUUAAUCAGUUGUGGUUUGGUUUCCUCUUUUCUUAAAGUUUUUUGUUCCUUUCAAAUAGCUGAAAUAAAGGAGAGUCUUCCAUUGACAAAAUAUGGUAGUUACAAUGACUUGCACAAAUAUGUUUCUGAACAUUUGUUGAAUAUAUGUUAGAAAGCAUUCAUAAUCAACCUAAAAUAAGAUGUUUGCAUAAAUGUUAUUCACUGGCUGUGUUGUAAUCUAAAACAACUGUCAUAAGAAUACAGUUGCAUGGUGGAAUGCAAGAAUUACAUGUCUCGCAUAAAAGAAAUUACCCUGCUAAAUAUGACAAAAAUGUGUGCAAGUGAUACUUAAUCAAACAACAUUUUUACUAAUUACUUUACUCCUGAUUCCUGAAUUGUUCUGAAUACAGAGAACAUUAAUUAAGGAUGAGAAAUGAAUAAGUAAAAAAAGUAUGAAAUCUGAAUAUCUGAUUCAUUAUCUUGAUCAUUCCAUUGCCUUUGCUGUGGUUGUAUUUAGAAUAUCUUUUUUAAUAUUGCUGACUGAUUGAUGAUUGAUUGAUUUUUUUAUUUUUUUCUGUUAACUCAAAAUUAUUAAACAGAAAAAAAGAACUUCAAACUUUAGUAUGCAGUACUAGUACUAUAGACUGACAGGAUAUAUGAAAUAUGAAUAAAUAU
Onychostoma macrolepis is the source of this 5659-nucleotide messenger RNA. RefSeq names its product scavenger receptor cysteine-rich type 1 protein M130-like. The record is from RefSeq and is a predicted model, not a curated record. Lineage: Eukaryota; Metazoa; Chordata; Actinopteri; Cypriniformes; Cyprinidae. The transcript is spliced from 24 exons. Gene Ontology annotation, cellular component: membrane. Bases 99 to 4802 code for a protein of 1567 amino acids.